UGUUCAGUUUGAAGACCAACAUCGUAGGACUUGCGGCAAGAUCCGCAAAUUUAAACGGGUAAUUUUUCUUCAUUUUCAUACUGCUUGUCUUGGAACACAGUACAUAAUUUCUCCAUUUUUUAUACGUAUAUAAAGGAAUGUGGCAACAAGUUACAUAUUUAGCCCUUUUAUUGGGUAUUUUCGUGGAGUUCACAACCAGCGCUGCGGCCGAAAAGACCGCUGAACUUCAAGACGAUUAUUCAUCAACAUGUCCUCCGGGAUAUUGGUGUAAGAAAAAGCGCGAGUUUGAUUCUAGUGAGUGUCCAAGAGGAUUUAUUUGCCGAUCUAAACGAAGCACUUCCAGUUGUCCGCCAGGAUACUGGUGCAGAAGAAGCGAACUGGUCCUCGAUCAACCAACUGACCCAAAGAACUGCGCAGCCGAGUAUUGGUGCAGGGAUGAGAUCAGUCAGUCUCGUUCCAUUGACUCCUGUCCGCCGGGAUACUGGUGCCGCAAGAAGCGGUCGAUUGAUCUUGUGUCCAAACGAAGCUGCCCACGCGAUUUCGUGUGCGCCCAAACGGAGCAAGAAGAUGACUCAGCCUGUCCCCCUGGAUACUGGUGUAAAAAGAAGAGAAGCAUUAUCCAUGCAGCCACCGAGAAGAGCGAUUGUCCUCGUAGCUUCUGGUGUAAGAGGAAGGCAGUGAAAUCGUCUUAACGGUUCUUAUGAUCACAAGAAAUUGCAACCUUUCCGACGAAGGUUGAAACACGAAUUUAAUAACUGAAUAACGUAGUUUUCAGAAAUCUUCUCUUAUGAAAUUGUAUUCACGGAUAUAUCUGUAAAUAAAAUUGUUCUCCUGAUCAAA
Messenger RNA from Pocillopora verrucosa, 840 nucleotides. RefSeq lists its product as uncharacterized. NCBI's taxonomy places the organism in Eukaryota, Metazoa, Cnidaria, Anthozoa, Scleractinia, Pocilloporidae. The record is from RefSeq and is a predicted model, not a curated record.